AUGGGUGUCGUUCAAGAGAUCCUCAACUUUCCCCGGGAGCUUGCAGGCUCCCUGAGGAUGUCAAGAACGCAAGCACUGGUCUUCUUUACGUCCUGGUGGUGUUGGACGCUGGCCUCCGCCCACUUCUACUUCCUCCCUUACACCCAGCCCGAUCUUGCAAAAGCCCUGGGCGUUGAGACAUCCAAGGUGGCCUAUGCCAACACGACAUCGAUGCUGUCUCGCGCCCUGGGAGCCGGGAUCGUGGGAAUCGUGUCCGAUCAGUAUGGGUGCAAGAUACCGUUGAUUGUUGAUCUAAUACUCAUGGGUAUUUUCACUCUUUGUACUGGAUUCGUUCACACCUACGGACAACUAGUUGGCGUUCGGUUUCUCUUCGGAAUGACAUAUGGUGGAAUGUACGGGGUGAAUAUGGCAGCUGUCUUGCAGGCUGUCCCUCGUCAUGCACGGGGUACUGUCGCCGGGUUCACGCAGCAGGGUUUCGGUGCAGGAAACCUGAUUGCAUCUGGGCUCCAUUUCGGCAUGGAUAAGUACGGCUGGCGUCCGCUCUAUUACCUCGGUGCUGGUCUCAUGGUCACCGCCGUUGCCCUUCGAAUCAUAACGCCAGACUACAGCUUGGUCGGGCCGCACGGGAACGACGCUUCGCCUGAUGAUGUUGCCCACGAACAAUCUAGCCCAUCAGGAAAGCUACCGUUCUGGGUCAAAUUUCGCUUUGCCAUUACUAGGCACUGGCCUAUCUUCAUCUACUGUACUGUCCUGACGGGAUGCUUCAACACUCUAGGUCACGGACACCUGGAUGUUUAUCCCUCAUUUCUAGAGAUUCAGCGUGGUCUCAGCUCUCGACAUGAGACUUAUGUCACCGUGAUUCUCCAAUGUGGCGGAGUGCUCGGCGGCAUCGUGGGAGGAUACAUGUCAAGAUACAGCACUAAAUGGGUUCCUUUCGGCUUCGCCAUUUCUCUUGCUCCCAUGCUUCCGGCUAUCAUUUUGCCGACGCGCUGGAACAAUCUUGCAGCUGCGGCCUUCUUCUUCGAAUUUUCUUACGGAGCCGCCAUCGGUAACAUUGGCAAUAUAUUGCAAAUGGUCUGUCCGCAUCCAGGCAUCCGAGCUGCGUUUGGUGGUGUCUGCUACAACCUUGGCAACGCUAUCUCGUCCAUUGCUCCAACAAUCGAGACCAAGAUGGGAGAUAGCUUGCGGACUAAACAAGAUACUCCUAACUAUGGACACAUAAUUCUCAUUCUCGCUGGUAUUGUCAUCGGUCUGCUUUCAUUGACACUGGCUUGCAUGCCCCUGAAGGACGUCAACCUUGAAUGGGAUCUUGAAGAUCCCAACAAGGUUGUACCCGCUCACGAUGAACAGAAUAUGAAGAUGGACUAUAUCGGCGAUGAGAUCCAGCCGGCCCGCGACAUCGAAGAGCAGACACCAGCCAAAGGAGAUGAGCAUGGUCGCGUAGAGCACAUUGACCAGAGCCCACAAAAAGUCUGA
Exophiala xenobiotica is the source of this 1476-nucleotide messenger RNA. RefSeq lists its product as uncharacterized. The transcript has 4 exons. The record is from RefSeq and is a predicted model, not a curated record. Gene Ontology annotation, biological process: plasma membrane lactate transport. Gene Ontology annotation, molecular function: secondary active monocarboxylate transmembrane transporter activity. Bases 1 to 1476 code for a protein of 491 amino acids. Gene Ontology annotation, cellular component: plasma membrane. Lineage: Eukaryota; Fungi; Ascomycota; Eurotiomycetes; Chaetothyriales; Herpotrichiellaceae.